Molecule: messenger RNA, 897 nt
Organism: Paramuricea clavata
Lineage: Eukaryota; Metazoa; Cnidaria; Anthozoa; Malacalcyonacea; Plexauridae
Source: the annotation of a GenBank genome assembly
AUGCCUUUGAAUAACUAUACUCCAUGUAUGAACGUUGACCAAAGAAGAGAUGAAACAGAGCUUAUUACAAGUUAUUUUCAACAAGGUUUCACUAACGUUGAAAAACUGGAAUUCCUCAAGCUACAUGGAAUAGAAUUUAGCUCAUCGACCCUUAAAAGAAGGCUGCAAAGUCUUGGUCUUCGAAGACGUAUACCAGCUGAUGAACAAGUUUCACAAGAAGAUAUUGAACGUAUGGUUGAACACGAAUUAUCUGGGAGUAAAUGCAACGUUGGAUAUCGGAAAAUGUGGAAACACGUAAUGACCAAGUAUGGCAUUGCCGUUCAGAGGGAUGUUAUUCGAAAAUGCUUGGUAAAAUUAGUUCCUCGAGGCGUUGAAAGUAGAAAUAAGAUUAUUCAUCCAGGGGUCCUAACCAUAUAUGGCACAUUGACGGCCAUGAUAAGUUGAAACCUUUUGGAUUCAGUAUACAUGGAUGCAUCGAUGGAUUUUCAAGAAGGCUGAUUUGGCUUGAAGUGGGUCCAACAAAUAAAAAUCUGAAGUAAUUGGAAAAUAUUACCUCGAUGCCAUACUACCAAUUGGAGGUGUGCCACAAAAGAUGCGAUCAGACAACGGUACUGAGAAUAGCAUUGUUGAAGCUUUGCAAAUAUUUCUGCGAUCACAAGAUAAUGAUGAACAUUCUGGUCUUGCCAGUUUUUCUAUUGGCACGUCUACAUCGAAUCAAUGAAUAGAAGCCUAUUGGUCUCACCUUAUUAGGGAUGGGCCCAGGUGGUGGGUAAAUUUCUUCAAAGACUACGUGACUUUGACUUGUAUAACAAUUCUGAUCCUGUUCAAGUCGAUUUGAUACGAUUUUGCUUUAUGGACAUACUCAGAGAUGAAUUACACAAAAUUGCUGAAAUGUGA